AGCAGAUUCGCCUUGCCGUGUAACUGACGCCCGCCAAUAUAGGUAGCUUUUCCCGCCAAUAUAGGUAGAUUGUCGAACGGACGAUCGUUCCGCAGUACGCAUUGACACAACUGUCCAACAGCUUUCGCACAUCGCUUGAGCUAAACGGGAUGUUAAUACACGCGGCACGUAGAUUCCGGGUAAUAUUCGAGGAUAUUGAGUUAUUUUUCAAUAUUUCAAACUCGCGCGAGCAACAGACGCGCGGUACGUGCGAUACGCGUCCACCAUUGAAUGUCUGAACAACUUCACGCUGUCUCGUUACCAACCUUAUGAAGUAAGUUAUUUUAAUUUUCAGAUGAUGGCAUUCUUUCUCGUGAAUGACGUCAUCGAUAGAUCAUAGUUCAUUUUCCCGCCAUUUCGUGUCGAAGUCGAAACGUUUUCGCUCCGCAUUUUUCGCAGACAAGGUGAGUAACGAGUUAAUAAUCGGACGAACUAACGCGCGUGUGAGUAUCAGGAGGGCCGAAUGAAAUAUCGUACGACUACUAUGACGUGCUAAUGCAAUGCGACCGUGAUUAAUACUGUGCAGUAUUACUCGGCGUAUUCGCGUCGCGUCAAAACUUUCGCCUAAAUGACUGCCGCCGUUAUUUUCACGUCCGAAGUGCGUCGCGUGCAUAAUCGGACAUCGGCAGAGACUGAUUGAAUGUACUGUCGGACGACGCGCCGUUGUAAUGUGUCAAUUAAGGUGCGCGUUUAUGACCGUUCGCCGUUUGUUUACAUUAUCCGCCUCGCGAUGAAUAAACAGUUGUACGCUCGUUAGAAAUUUGGUCGGCCAUCGCGGUCGAGCGAGCGGUAUACCACAGAUUACGAUACGACACAUAAACAUCUCGAUUCUCGGAAUAGAGCAACGCGAACGCUUCCAGGAAUUUUCACGCAGUACGUGUGUGUUUAUGAAAACAAAAGAGGAGGAGGGGGGUGUGAUAUACGCGGUACGAAUGUGCGCUACGACAAUUCUCGAAAGGACUCCAAAAAGUAAGCAUUGUGUCGUGAAUAAAAUGAACGAGAAAUACUUGAAUCAAGGAUGAAGAAUCAAGAAUUGAAGACUCGAAGUACGACGAAUAUCUAGGAUGAAGAGUGAAGGAUUGAAGAUUUAAAAUGAAUGCUAUUUCUAUCCCGGCAACAAUGCUACAUGUUACACAUUUCCAGUCGCAAAGAGAAAAAGGAUUGAAGAUGUGUGUGAAGAGUUAAAGAUAAAAGAUUCAAACACAUGAAUGCUGUUUCCAUCUCGGCGACAAUGCUACAUAUUACAUUUUUCAGUCGUAACAAAGAGGAAAAGAUCAAGGAUGAAGAGUCAAAGAUCAAAGAUUCGACAUGAAUGCUGUCUCCAGUUUGACGACAAUACUGUAUCCUACAGAUUUCUGAUUGCAAACAGCGAGGAGAAAAGGGAUCCCCCGCGAGAAUGCACGAAACGCUGGGAUGCACUGUCGCGCGAACGUAGCGCGUUCUCUCUGCGAACAAUAAAAACGCCGCCGCCUUUGAGCGACCGGGACCUCGCGAGUACGCACAACCGAGGAGCACGGAAGAACGCUUGGUUAUGACGGCGAAGUCGGGAGGUGCGUUAGCGAGGGCAUCGAGUAUCGAUUAGCGGACGAUUCGCGCGGAAUUGAACUCGACUCGUGACAUCCCGCACGAUGAUGAUGAUAAUCAGUGACGCAGCGGGCGAUAAAGCGCUUUCGGGCGACACUCGCGGCAGUGACUGCUGCAUGUAGAAGUGAACACGCAAAAUUGUGCAGUGCAUCACGGUCACGGCGGGGCACGUCGGGACCGGAUAGAAGAACAUCGGCAAGUCGGUGUCGAGCCUCGACCUGGGCCUGCAAAAUUCAUCUGCCAUGGCGCACCAGACAAGAGGUCUACCGCAGUUGCGAAUAAAGUUUUAUAAUACGGUCGCCGCCGGUCUCCAAAUAGUCCUCUUGCUCACCGUCCUACCUCAAGAGAGCCUUUGCGGGCGCCACGAGAAACGCUUAUUGAAUCACUUGCUGGCAAAUUACAACACCUUGGAACGACCGGUCGCGAAUGAGAGCGAACCACUGGAGGUGAAGUUUGGCAUCACUCUACAGCAAAUCAUCGACGUGGAUGAGAAAAACCAGAUACUUACGACAAACGCGUGGUUAAAACUGGAGUGGACGGACUACAACCUCCAGUGGAACGAGUCUGAAUAUGGCGGAGUGAAGGACCUUCGAAUUACGCCGAACAAGCUUUGGAAACCGGAUAUCCUCAUGUACAACAGUGCGGAUGAGGGUUUCGACGGGACGUACCAAACAAACGUGGUGGUCACGCAUAACGGCAGUUGCCUGUACGUCCCUCCGGGCAUCUUCAAGAGCACAUGCAAGAUAGACAUCACUUGGUUCCCCUUUGACGACCAACACUGUGACAUGAAGUUCGGAUCCUGGACCUACGACGGCAACCAGCUCGAUCUGGUACUCAACUCAGAAGAGGGUGGUGACUUAUCCGAUUUCAUCAUGAACGGGGAAUGGUACCUCAUCGGUAUGCCGGGGAAGAAGAACACGAUAAUGUAUCAGUGCUGCCCGGAGCCGUACGUCGACGUCACGUUCACGAUACAGAUACGCAGGAGGACUCUCUACUACUUUUUCAACCUGAUCGUGCCCUGCGUGCUGAUAUCGAGCAUGGCCCUACUGGGCUUCACCCUGCCGCCCGAUUCCGGCGAGAAGCUCACCCUAGGAGUGACCAUUCUGCUGUCGCUGACAGUUUUCCUGAACCUCGUGGCAGAAAGCAUGCCGACGACUUCGGACGCUGUCCCUUUAAUAGGAGUGACCAUCUUGCUAUCGCUGACGGUGUUCCUGAACCUCGUCGCCGAGACCCUGCCCCAGGUCUCCGACGCAAUACCCCUGUUAGGAUCAUACUUCAAUUGCAUCAUGUUCAUGGUAGCGAGCAGCGUUGUGCUGACCGUUUUGGUGCUCAACUAUCAUCACAGAUCACCUGACAGAUACGUGAUGCCAAACUGGGUGAAAAUAGUGUUUCUACAAUGGCUGCCGUGUGUGUUACGCAUGAGUCGGCCGGGCAAGAAGAUCACGAAGAAAACCAUUCUCAUGAGUAAUCGAAUGAAGGAGCUGGAGCUGCAGGAGAGGAGCAGUAAGAGUUUAUUAGCGAACGUUUUAGACAUCGAUGACGAUUUUCGCCACGGAAACAGCGCCGCUAAUCCUGCCUCGGGCUAUAUAAGCAGGUCAGCGUACGGCACACCGCUGUCGGCCAGACCGGCGACGGUCGAGGAGACUUCGGCAUCGUUGCCUCUCAGCGGCAUGCAGAAAGAACUUCAUACGAUUCUCAAGGAAUUGCAGUUCAUCACGAGCCGCAUGAAAAAGGCGGACGAGGACGACGAGGUUAUUAGCGACUGGAAAUUCGCCGCCAUGGUUGUCGACAGGCUUUGCCUGUUCAUCUUCACGUUAUUCACGGUUUUGGCUACGGUGGUCAUACUGUGUCGUGCGCCACAUAUAAUCGUCCAGUAAUAGACUGCCCCGGUCGAACCGAAAAAAAGCACAAAAAAUGCCACGGAUAGCGCCUCCUAGAAUUUGGAACGACGUCCGAUACAAUUCGAGGAGGCGGCUAAGGAGCGCGUCGAAGUGACGGGAAAGCGCGGAAAAAGAGAGACGGACUCGUUAGCCCCUUUCACGCCCUUCUGCGCGACUCACCCCCUCCGGGAACGUUGCCGCGUUCCUGGAUUCCUCAUGUUGGGAAUCCGCCGCCGGGUUGUGUGCCCCGGUUCUUUCGCGACGUGCUUUCAUUUAGGCGAAUAAGAAGGCAAGCAGGAGUGAGAUCGAUGACGUUCAACGAGAAAAGUCACACAGAGAAGACGGACCUCCGGCAGCAGCGGCAGCGGGCGCGCCUCAGGAAACAACGUCUGGAAGACGCUCCCGGAUUCGUGAAGAGAGAAGAGACGGAAAGAAGGGAACAAGGAUCCGACCGCCGACAUCAUACUUCGUUGCGGCUGCGUUCUUUCGUUUAAGUGACUUAAUUAACAUUUCUAGUGCGGAAACUGGUAGGUAGUCGACGACGCGCGACGCGAGCUGGACGGAGAGAUUUAGAGGAUGCCUCUAGAUCAUAGACGAAGAAGGUAGGUGCAGGCGAGAGAGGACGCGCUGCCGAGUGAGUCUGAAGAUGCGUCUCGCGAGCUCAUGUCGAUCGCGACUUCGUUCAGCGAUCGCCGCGGUUGCCGUUCGACGAUCGGGAUCGAUCUCGCUUCACGACCGAUGCGAUUUCGCGAACAAAGAAAAGAAAAAGAAAGGACGCGCGAUGAGUCGACAGCGUCACGAGAAAAGGAGAUCGCGCAGUCCUCGGAAGAGCGUUGUUGCGGCCUUUCGAUAAUAGUAACAAUAACGAUAAUAUUUCUUAUAAUAAUGAGAAUAAUAAUUAACGAUAAUUACCGUUAGUUGCUUUGUGCGCGCGCGCCACGCGCGCACGCGUUACGACCGAGUCGUAAUUAAUUAAUUAACGCCGCGAUCUGUUGAGGGUCUCUCGUGGGGAGCCAAGACGGACUUUAAAAUAACUGCCAAAUAGAAAACUCGAGUCAGGGGUGUUCAACCUUCUCAAACGGUGGGAAAGUAAAGUGCGGCCUGGACGAUCGACAGGGUGAACGCGCGCGGCGCCGUGACCAAUAACAAGAGUCGAGACGAAGGCGACCGUGUCACCGUUUAUUUCCUUUCGACGGGAUCUCAUUUUUCCCCGCGUACACACAAUCCGCGGCUUAAGCGGAGGCACGUUUCAGCCGAGUGUUUCCAUAAAAGGCGAACCCUAUGAGGCACGAAGUAAUGAACUUGCACCGUCAACGAUCGCGCGAUCGACCCUCCACGCUCGAUAUAUUUUUCCACAUUCUCUCCUGGUUAUAAAGCCCUCCCCAUCUCGCACUCGAAAGCCGACACAGAAGUGCAAGAGCGAUCCCUCCGCACUUCCGCAAAAUUCCCGCCGGAUAUUUUCGCACCGCAGCCGCGUGUCACUGCAAUAUGUGUGUGCGUACACGCGAGAAAAUACACAAACGCACAAAGGAGCGGUCGGCGCGUCGCUUACUCAGCCGAUCGGCGGAAGAGGGUCGAUCGAUUGACGAUCGGCCGCUCAUUCGUCCGGAUCGUACGAGCCGCACGAGUAACGCAGCGAGUAACUGGCGAGCGGACAGAGACGAAACGCGACGAGAGCGAACGAACCGUGGAAUAAAAAAAAAAAAAAAACUGCCACGUUGGACCACCCCUGCUUUUCGUACAGAGCCAACGCGUACUCGAGUCCUCGAGGACCUCGGUGAAUCCGUCGUGGAUCGUGACCGAGCGCUGCGAAAGCGAUCGAUAUUUGAGAGCCCAUGCCUACCACGACGACGAUUUGUAUCUCGGUGGAUCGCACAGUUUCGUUGCUCGACUACGCGCUGUCAAAGCUUUCGACGACUGUAAAACGUAAAGUGAUCCCAAAGCGUGUCACGCUCUUUUAACAUGUGUCGCUUUUGUUUCACUCUUUGGCCAAAUAAAUCUUGUACAUCGAUGUACAAAUAAAAGUGAGUUUACAGUUACACUUUCGCGAAUAAAGCAUUUUUACGUCUUGAACAAAGAAUUUUAUUUUUUACAUAGUGAAAUUAUCAUACGGCAAACUACGGCAGGUGCAGCGUCGGAUUAAGGAUUCUAUUGUUUUAGAUAAUACAAUUUUCAAACUAGAAUUAUUACUUUCAUAAAAUACUUAUGUUCUCGAUAUAGAAUAAGAGUUUUGUAUUUAAAGGUUAUUUACUUUUCAUGAAAAAUGUUCCGUGCAAAAAACAGAGACAAUGAGUUGCAUUCCGUGAUAAGGAUAAUGAAUCGGAUCGCAUAUAUCAGAACGAGAUAUUUGUGACGAUUUGAAACCGUUUCCACCGUUAGCGCGAGCGAGAUAAAGAAAAUUCGUGACCCCGAGCGAGCUAAUCAAACAAUUAAUUCUCGAAACGGGUGCCGGAGCCCUGCAGAGUCCUCAUUAGCGUAAACUCGUCGUCGGCCGAGUCGGUACUUUUUAUAUGCCAUGCGCGGCUAAUUACGAACUGACGAAUCCGCUCGUUAUCGCGUGUCACAAGGGUUAUGCAGAUCAGUGUUUCAUUUAUGCGAACGAAUUUCACCAGAUUAUUGUACCAUCAUUAUUUUCUGCUCUUGUUUAUUUUAUCGCCGUUAGAUAUGAGCAUUUUGUCGAUUUGGAUACGUUUCGGAUCCCGUGUUGUUCAGAAUUUCAAAUUAUAUUUAUGUUUUACCAUGUCGUGACAUUCAUUUCCCGUCGCACAGUUUGAUAUUAAUGGCACUAAAUGCAUCGGAAAAAUAUUUAGUUACGCGAUAAGACAAAUAAAUAUUACAAGGCUUUAACAGCCGUAACAGACAGUUGUAUACAAUUAAUAUUAAUUUAGAAAGUUCUUGUAAUAUUUAAUUAAGCAACUAAUUUUCGUUUUUCCAAGGAAUUUUAAGAUUUUUUUUAGUGACAACGUUAUGCAGGUGAUCGUCGCGUGGAAUUUUCUGCUUAAAUUUUUCACCAAAUAAUUUUUUUCCCUUUAAUAACGCAUAAAAUCUGCCCCGACACGUGUACAUAAAAAUGCACGUAAUUAAUAUAAUAAUAAAGCGAAGUAUUAUAUCAAAGAUCUUUCGCCAUUACAGUCGCCGAAGGUUUUGACGUCGUCAAACAUCCCCGUUCCCAGUCCGCCCUCCCUACCUCAUUUAACGAAGCUGUACGGAAUGACAAAGUGAUAUAAUUGUUCAAACGACGCGAAAGAUAUAAUGAUGAAUAACGUUAAAAUGUUCCGACCAAAUACUCAAAUAAAUAUGUACAUAAAAAAACGAGAAAGCGUUUUGCGUAGCGUGGGACUUAAGUGCAUCGUACAGCGAUCUAGUUGGUGCAUGAGUGAGCAGUGUCAUCGGCUAAGCACGCACGCGUACACACCUAUACCUAUACACAAGAAUGCACGACGUUUAAAUAGGGCGGCGACAGUAUAUUUAUCCGCAUCUCACAAACAAUUCUCUCAAAAGCGAGCUGGAUCAUCGACGAUGGAUCGAUCGCGUGCCGAUCGAGAUUGUCGAUCGCUCCGAUCUCUCACGGACGACCGUAAAUCGCGCGCCGAGGGCGAUCCACCGGUGCGGGAAGAGCCGAGCAAAUCAAAUCAAACGGGAAUCAUCAUUGCAAAAUUCGUUUCUCGAGGACGGUUUCGAUAAUUAUCGAUCAUUGCCGACAAUCAUUUCGCGGGGACGUAGAUUUGCGGCGCCCGUGGAGCACAAAAAACGAGGAAGCGCGGACGAAAGAAUUGUGAUACAAUGUGAUUCGCGGGACGCAUACGAGAAAACGGGAACGAGGUGCGCGACGCGAGAAACAAUUUCGAGCACAACGAAUCGCGAAUGGAAUUCGUGAACACGCAGAGAGAAGAUUGAAGGACCGUUUACACCACGCAAUUUCCCGACGCGAUGUCUCUGGGAAUAUCGUUGAGCUAUCGUUGCAAUGCCAUUCUAAAAUCGUAGCUGUAAGUCGUCGCGUACAGCCAUAAUAAUAAUUGAAUGAGAGUCGGUUAGAAUAUGUCGUAUGUUGAAAUACUUUGUAUAUGUGUAUUCGCGACUGUGUAGCGCCAAUUAAUUAAGAUGCUAUUAAAAAUUAUAACGAGGUACGGAAGAAUAAAUAGAUUCGGUUCAAAUGUAACAAGAAAUGAUUAUAACUCUCAUGAUAAUUCGAGCUACGAAUUCGUAAUCAUUGAAUCAUAAUCAUUGAAUUAGCUAUAAUUCAUAAUCACUGGCUCAAUAAAUAAUUGUGUAAUUGUGUAACUUGAUAUUCGUUCGAGUGAGCUUAGUUAAACCAAGCGUUAGUUUCAUUCAUUCAUUCAGUUUCCAGAUUUCCCGCGUGCUUUUCUACGCUGAUCUAUUUUAUUGAUCCGAACUGAUGUCGCUGAAAUAAAUCUGCGGUGUAAACGGGUCCUGCGGGAUCGCUGAAACAAUCGAUAUCGUACGGGAGCCACCGACGAUUUCGAGGCAGCGCGGCCGAUCGACGGGAGAUUCACCCAGGAUGUCCUCCGAUCUAGCGUAAUUUUCUAACUCAUCACGCGCGCGUCACGUAAUCUAUAAGUAUACGAGUAUAACGACGGCAGCCAGUUGGCGAGUGUGUGAUUAAGAGGGACGAGAAGAGAGUCCGGGGGCGCGUCGCGAUGCCGUCGUGAAAUCGGCCGCGGGAGCGAAACCGUCGCGUACAAAUCGAGUUCGAGAAAUGCAAUCUGCGGUCUCGAAUGGCACACUCGCGAGAAAUGACAUUUACUAUAAUAGCGAUAUACCAUGGCGGGAAGGGAAGAUACACACGUAGGUCCGUAUUGCGGGCGCGGAUUUAGCGUUAACUAAAACCGGCUGUGUCGAUUCCCACGUCACGUUGGUUUUGUGGACUUUGUAUUAGGCAAAUAAAACUCGGGCAACCGCGUUUAGCGCUAAACACGCGGCGAAAGUGCGGGCCACGUCCUCUCGCAACAAAUACAUGUGUAUCUUCUCGUUGCCGCCGUAUCGGAAAUUUUUUUAUAUAUAAUACAAUACGAGGGCAAAGGGACGGUGGGAGAGUAGUGCAUUGUUAAUUCCAAAAACGCUCAUUAAAAACGAAUCUAGCGAGUAUCACAGCGUAAGAAAAUUUUACAUGGUGUUUGUACGUUUAAGGGACUAAAACGCGUUACACAUACACAUACACACACACACACACACACACACACACACACACACACACACACACACACAGAGAAGAUCACUCUGCGAUCGACCACCAUACGUAAUUAAUGAGAAUAUUAAAAGAGCACGCGAAAAAGAUCAAAUUACGGGCGGUGAGAAACGUAGCACGAGAGAGAGAAAAAAAAGGAGGAAAAAAAAUAAGAAACGAAUCCGUGUAAUGUUAAGCGAAUUAAGCUCUAGAGGCUCGAUGUACGGUAAUCGUUUGGUUAGUGUGGUUAUUAUUACUAUUGUUUAUGCCGAAGAAAGCGACGAUCAUCGUUAGUACUAUUAUCACACAUACACACACACGCACACAACCAGACAGAUACACACACAUAGACACACACACGUGCAAACACGCAUACACACACCGCAGGACUAUUACUAAUUAAUAUGAUUACCGUUACUAUUUAUCACUACUACUAGCGCUACUGAAUAUUUAUUAUUAUGAUUAUCAUUA
Molecule: messenger RNA, 9159 nt
Organism: Linepithema humile (Argentine ant)
Lineage: Eukaryota; Metazoa; Arthropoda; Insecta; Hymenoptera; Formicidae
Source: RefSeq, a predicted model, not a curated record